Molecule: messenger RNA, 6256 nt
Organism: Pieris rapae (cabbage white)
Lineage: Eukaryota; Metazoa; Arthropoda; Insecta; Lepidoptera; Pieridae
Gene: Npc1a
Product: NPC intracellular cholesterol transporter 1
Exons: 24
Coding region: 209-4207 (1332 amino acids)
Cellular component (GO): membrane
Molecular function (GO): lipid carrier activity
Source: RefSeq, a predicted model, not a curated record
GUUGCGGUCGUAAACUCAAGAAUCCCUAAUAAUUGACAUUUUCAUUUUGGAAAAUAAACUUGGAGGUAGAAGUAGUGCGUCACAAUCAUUUAUGUUUAAUUCUGGUUGUAGGCACUGGUUCAAUAAAUAAUAUUGUGAUUCCAAGUAUGAUAUGACAAAUAAGUAACAAUCAAAUUUACCUAUAAGUUGUGAAGUUAAGUGAGUCAAAAUGGCUGGCAGCGGAGAAAGGAUUCUGCAGAAAAUUAUACCAAGCAUCCUUGGAUUCUUGUUACUGCUUUACUUAUCAGAAAAUAUUCCAACCGCUUCCGCCGACUGUAUUUGGUAUGGCGUCUGCUCUAAUCCGACUGAAUUUAAACAAAAGAACUGCAGAUAUGACGGGCCUGCCAAGAAGGUUGACGAAAGCUCCAGGUCAAUCCUUGAAAAGUACUGCCCGGAUAUCGCAGCGGGCAACAUCGCGUGCUGUGACUCGGCGCAGCUCAUGAACUUUGACAAGAGUAUAGGCGUCGCUGUCAACCUCCUCUCGCGAUGUCCCACCUGCUUGGACAACUUCCUCAAGCACCUCUGCAGUAUGACGUGUGCCCCUAAUCAGAGUACUUUCUUGCACGCGAAGAAAUAUGCGCCAUUUAAUGAAACGCAUGAACAAGUGGAAGAGAUAGACUACCACUUGGGAGCUACUUACAUGAACACAACGUACACUUCCUGUUCUAGUGUUCAAAUGCCAUCAUCAAACAAACUAGCGUUGGACUUGAUGUGUGGUGAUUAUACAUCUGAAUAUUGUACUCCCCAACACUGGUUCGAUACUAUGGGUGAUGCGGCCACGCCCUUCGUGCCAUUCCAAAUUAACUACAUCAGUGGGGAUGAACCAAUUGAUGGAUUUACACCAGUUAACCCACCGACUAAACCCUGCAGUAUGGGAUUAACGGAGGGUCAACCAGGUUGCUCCUGUCUGGAUUGUGCUGAAUCCUGCCCAGCGCCGCCCCCCACACCACCACCACCGAGGCCUUUCACGAUCGCCGGAGGAGAUGGAUACGCAGUGUGUAUGGCUAUCGUCUUCGUUAUAUUCACCUCAUUGUUCCUCGGAGGUGUCUAUUGCUGCAAUCCCCAGGAGAAUAUUGUUGACUCGUGGAGGGCCGGAGACCGCGACGGACCAGAGACAAGCCCGCUACACACGCAUAGAUCUAGUGUGGCAUCCGAAAAUAACCAAGAUAUGCCCACAAAUCCUGGAACUGUCGGCUGGUCUAUAGAUCAACCGGAUGGAGCUAAUGAUGCCACAUUCUUUGAGAGGCUCGGAGCUAAAACUGAGACCAAACUGGAAGACUUUUUCCAAUGGUGGGGAUGUGCUAUGGCCUCCAGGCCAUGGAUUGUUUUGUUGAUGGGUCUAUGUGUGGUAGUUUCUCUGGGUUACGCCAUAAGGUUCAUGCAAGUGACCACAGAUCCAGUAGAACUAUGGGCGGCGCCCAACUCCAGAUCGCGUCAAGAGAGAGAAUACUUUGACUCACACUUUGAGCCCUUCUAUAGGACAGAGAUGCUUAUCAUCACCGCUAAGGAUCUCCCGAAGCCGGAGUACACGGCUACCGAUGGCACAACCAUAACCUUUGGGUCUGUCUUCAAUUCGACGUUUUUGCUGGACGUGCUGGACUUGCAGAAUAGGAUAAUGGCCUUAGGAAACGAGACGCGCAUAGAGGACAUAUGCUUUGCCCCACUGUCCUCUCCGUUCAGUGGGCCCGUGACAGCUGACAAGUGUGGUAUCAUGUCAGUGCUCGGUUGGUGGGGGAACGAUGCCAGCAAUAUUGAGGAUAAUCUGGAGGAUAAUGAGUAUCUAUCGCAGGUCAUCACAUGUGCCAACAAUCCCUAUACAUGUCUCGCCCCGUGGGGUGGUCCGGUGUUGCCGGCGGUGGGUUUGGGAGGCUUUUUGGCCCCCCAGGAACAACUCACCAAGAAAUCUCGCUUCCAUGAAGCCACUGCCCUCAUUUUAACCAUUCUUGUUAAUAAUAAACACGAUAAGGAGAAGUUGAAACCAGCAAAACAAUGGGAGAAGGAGUUCAUAGCUUUCAUGAAGAACUACACGGAGAAUGAGAUGCCCGCGUACAUGGAUAUUGCGUAUACGUCCGAAAGGUCCAUCGAGGACGAACUCGACCGAGAAUCCAGCUCUGACGUAUCUACUAUUCUCGUCUCUUACUUCAUCAUGUUCGCGUAUAUCGCCAUCUCACUCGGACGUUUCACUACUUGCUCGAGGCUGCUCAUUGACAGUAAAGUCACUUUGGGAUUGGGAGGUGUUUUAAUAGUCCUAGCAUCGGUGGUGUGCUCCAUCGGUAUUUUCGGGUAUUCGGGCGUGGCAGCCACAUUGAUCAUCGUCGAGGUGAUACCCUUCCUGGUGCUCGCCGUAGGAGUGGACAACAUCUUCAUCCUGGUCCAAACCAAUCAAAGGGAGGCGAGGAGACCCAACGAGACCAUUGCUGAACACAUCGGCAGGACUUUGGGUCAAGUUGGUCCCUCGAUGUUCCUCACCUCAAUAUCGGAGUCCGUGUGCUUCUUCCUCGGAGCCCUAAGCGACAUGCCGGCAGUGCGGGCCUUUGCCCUGUACGCGGGGGCAGCGUUGCUGGUCGACUUCCUGCUGCAGGUCACUUGCUUCGUGGCCUUGUUGGCUAUUGACACCAGACGUCAAAAUGCUAACAGGUAUGACAUCUUCUGCUGCCUUUCGGGCAGUAAGACGGAAGUGAGCGAGAACACCGAAGGUGGCCUCUACAGCCUCUUCAGAGACGUGUAUGUUCCUUUCCUCAUGAAGAGGGAAGUGCGAGCCUCCGUUAUGGUUAUAUUCUUCGCCUGGCUUUGCUCGUCUGUUGCGGUCGCCCCCCACAUAGACAUAGGUUUGGAUCAAGAGCUCUCCAUGCCCCAAGACAGUUUCCAAUUAAAAUACUUCCAAUACCUAACGAAAUACCUAAACAUCGGUCCACCGGUGUAUUUCGUGGUCAUGGAAUCGGAGGCCUUGGAUUAUUCGGAUGUGAAAGCGCAGAAUAUGAUCUGUGGAACGAGGUGGUGUCGGCCGGAUAGUGUUGCCAACCAAUUGUAUUCUGCGUACCGUAUUUCCAAUGUGACGUACAUAGCUCAGCCGCCGAACUCUUGGCUGGACGACUUCUUCGAUUGGGCAGCUUCGCCUAGCAGUUGCUGCAAGUACUUCCCGGCUAACGAGAGCUUUUGCCCCAGUUCCUUUGGUAAUCCACCAUGCAACAAAUGCAAUAUGCCGCUAGUGGGGCCGGAACAGCGUCCGACGCCUAGAGAUUUUGAGCGUUACAUCCCCUUCUUCCUUCAGGACAACCCCGAAGCCACCGGUUGCGUCAAGGCAGGUCAUGCUGCGUAUGGACAGGCCCUCAAUUACCACAUGUACAACAAGACACAGGCCAGGGUUGGCGCCACUUACUUCCAAGGCUACCACACAGUACUGAAGACAAGUUCGGACUACUAUUCGGCGUUACGGGCGGCGCGAGCGAUCUCCGCCAACCUCACAGAGACACUGAAUAAAAACUUACAGGAAAUGGGCAAGAACAAGACGGUGAACGUGUUCCCGUACUCCGUGUUCUACGUGUUCUACGAGCAAUACCUGACGAUGUGGCCGGACACGCUCAAGUCCAUGGGCAUCUCUGUUCUCUCCAUCUUCAUCGUCACCUUCGUGCUCAUGGGCUUCGAUCUCUUCUCGGCUCUGGUGGUGGUGGUGACGAUCACCAUGAUUGUGGUGAACCUGGGAGGACUCAUGUACUGGUGGGGAAUCAGUCUUAAUGCUGUGUCGCUGGUCAACUUGGUGAUGGCGGUGGGCAUAGCCGUGGAGUUCUGCUCCCACCUGGUGCACAGCUUCAGUGUGUCUCCGGGCGACAGUCGGGUGGCGAGGGCCUCCGCGGCCCUUACCAGGAUGGGCAGCUCCGUCCUCUCGGGCAUCACGCUCACCAAGUUCGGAGGCAUCAUCGUGCUGGGAACGGCCAAGAGUCAGAUCUUCCAGGUAUUCUACUUCCGAAUGUACCUUGGAAUCGUGUUAUUCGGAGCUGCCCACGGCCUCAUCUUCCUGCCCGUUAUGCUCAGCUAUAUCGGUUCGCCCGUGAACAGGCAGAAGAUAGCCAAUCAGAUGCUGCGAGGCAAGGAGAUGGGCGUGGCCGAGACCUCGCUCACUCGAGUAAGCCCUUACAGGCAAUAUCACUUUGACGCGCUUCCCGCUUAACGAGACUGAACGAUUCCUUGGAUCCGCCAACGGCUUAGGGACAAUGGGGCAAAAUGGGCAAAAGACAUUUCAAACCCAAUUGUUAAAAAAUAUCAUUUUAAUAAUUGAAAUUCAUUUAUCUUGCUCCAAUAUAUAAAAUUGUUAUUUGCUAUAAAUGUGCCUAAAAAAUUAAUGAGUCACAAAGUGAAUUUUAUGGCUGAAUUUGAGUGUUGACAUUUUUGGAUGUAAUUAAGAAAGCCUUGCUACGAAACUAGAUAAUUUUAGAUUGGUCCUUUAUUUUUUAUAUUGAAUAUUUUUGAUGUUUAGAUUUUCUAGAAGUUUUUGGCGUUUUCCAAAUUUUGAAAAUUGAUAUGGAAAGCCCAGUUCUAUUUAUGGAUUUUUGUUGUUUAAUUUUAGAUCACUAUUUUGUAUUUAUUUUUAGCAAGUUGUAAAUAUUCAUGCAUUUUCAUAUUACCGCAAUUCACAAUUAAUAUAAUUUUAUUAAAAAUGCUUUUUAACAAACAAAGUUUGGCCCUCGCUUUCAAUUUUUUAACAGAAACACACAGGUUAUAUACCUAUAUAUGAGUAUUAAAUUAUUACACCCAUUUUGAAUUUAAACAAAGCAACAACAGACCAAUAUUGUCCGCCAAUUCUUAAUAUUUAACUAAAAGAACUGGGCUGUAAACUGCUUAUUGAAGUGAAACUUCUAGUGCAACUUCCAACAAGGUUGCGUUAAACGUUUAACGCCCCUACGAGGGGGAUAGAAAGAGACAAAGCUAGAGUUAAUGCUUCCUAAUUCCAUUGUCGAAGUUUCACUUCUUUAACGUGAAGUUUAUUUCACGCACUAUUUAUUUUUGUAAUCCGCAUCGUUCAAUCUCGUUACUAACUCGGAGGUCGGAAAAUUUAUAGAAAUAUGCAAAAAAACCAUUUACUUCGUAUAUUUCCAGUCGACUUUACCGACCUCUGGACUAACUUUGUGGGUUUAACCACUGCAAUGUAUCGGUUAAUCGAUGGGUUUUCUUCUCCCAAAGCAUUUAUGUGAACUCAAUUCAAAGUUAAUUGAGACUUAACCGCUGGUUGGUUUAUGGUUAUGCAUGUUUAGAUGGACAGACGUCAUUCCUAGUUAUUCGAAUUUAAUUUUAUUUGUUUACGUCACCGGCUCGCCAUUGCACUGUACUUAAGCGUACUCGAUGUACUUAGAGCGAAGUGUGAAGAAAGCUUGCAACAUUGAGCACAAGGCUUCAAAGCGAAACGGUCGCCGAUUAUUUUUGUAUAAUUAAUUAAUAUAAUCUAUAUUUUUAUUCGUUUGCUUCAUGUGAAAAUGAGAUAUGUGUAAGUCGUUGUGUAUCGAUGUUUUGUUAAUCUGCGGAGAGAUUGACUCUGACAUUCCUAGCUUUAGUGAGGGUAGUUCGUGAUACCAAAUACUAGAGUCAAUAUCUUUUAUGAUUCAGUAGUUCAUCCAGUGAUGUAGGAUUAAGCGAAGGCCCUGGAUACGUUGAAUGCGAUAUAUCGAAUAUUAUUUAUUUCUCACUUUUGGAGGGUAGUCCAGGCCUUUUGUGUAAAUGCUGACGUCACUGGUUGUAGUUACGCCGUUAGGUUGCACAUUGUAUUUUCCAACUAACAUGGGUAAAUUGGCAACUAACCCAUGGUGCUGGGUCAAUAUCAAUUGACAAUACAGAUGACAUAUUCUUGCAGGUACGUCUAUGACCUGGGAGAAAGAACAAAUUAUUUUUAUUUUAUUUUGGGGAGUAUUUUCUUUUGUAAUUUUAGGUAUUAUUCUUGUGAUGUAUUCUAUGAGAUUACCUACGUUCCUAUGAUUUCGAAUAGUUCUGCGAGAUUUCUUGUUUCUGAAUUGCAUAGUUUAAUACACGUCUACGUAAAAUUCUUAGUAUAACGUAUACGUGCAAAGCGUAUGAAUAGUGAAAUUAUUUAUUAGAAUUCAGAAACAUUAACUUCAAUUCUUCAGAAUCUCUACUUAAAAUAGUACUUAAUUAGGAGGAACACAUCCAAAGGUUUUGGUUAAAUGUAACUGAUAAUUGUAAAGUGUGAAAUAAAUUUCGUUUAUUAUUA